AAGGAUAGAGUCCCAGAAGUGGAAAAACACUGCCUUACUGUGUGGGUCAUUCUAUUGGCUUCCAGAUAGAACCCAUCAUAUCAAGGAAAUACAAGCAUGAGCAGGUCUGUUGAAGAUGCACUGGUCUCCGGAGCACGCGGCCCCCCUGUCCCAGUGGCCUGAGCAGCACCUGGAUGUGUCUUCCACCACCUCCCCUCCCUCUGCCCACAAACACGACUCACGUGGUUACACCACUGCAGCCGGAUACCCCUGGGCCAGCGACGACAUCUCUGCCCUCACCGCCUCUUCCUUGUUAAAACGCUAUGCCGAAAAGUACUCAGGCCUGGAGCUGCCCUACGAAAGGCCUGCCCCAGGGGCUUACUCAGAGCUUGGGACCUUCCUGAAGAGUGAGACUGAGCCCUGGGCCCUGGGGCAGGGCAUGGAGUGCUACCCUGCGCUGGAGGCCCUGGCAGCAGGGGCCAAAGUGGGAUCAGCAUCAGUGGGCCUCCCUGGCACGGGCAGUGUGACGGUGGUGAACAGUAACUUGACCUCUGACCCUGGGUAUAGUGGUGGUGGCUCCUGUAAUGGCCCCCCCACUCAGGACUACCCCCUCUCCUACAACAGCACCUACCUCUCCUCAGGAUACUGCCUCCAGCCCGGCUCAGCACUUCCCCCAGCCUCUCUGCAAACCACCCCCACCCUGGUGUCCAGCUACAACCCUACCAACCCUGUAUACAACUACCCGCCAGGCUGCUACCCCCACCUCCAGACCAGCCUGGCAGCCAGCUACAGCCACAGCCACCCCAGUGCCUCCUACCUCCCCUCUGGGCUGAGCACCCCUACCCCCCUGACCCCCCGGUCCACCAUGGAGGGGGGCAGCUAUGGCUACCCCAGUCACAGCCUAGGGUCCGGCUCUGAGACAGGAGGGCCGCUGAAACGCAAGGCCUUUGAGAUGGCGGAAGAGGGGGAGGAGGGAGGAGGAGAUGGCUCGCGGUACAGGAAGUACGGCAACGGCCACAGCAAGAGCCACGGCAAUGGUCACGGCAACGACUACGACAUAGCGGGCUCAGAAGUCCAGGCCUACAAGCCCGGCAAGCCUCUGGUGUCGCCUCCUUAUGGUGGGCAGGGGGAGUACAGCCCCUCCUCAGGCCUAGGGGGGGAGAGUGGGGGAGGAGGGGAACAUGGCUUCCCCCAUCAGAGGCUGGCCAUGAAGAUGCCUGUGUCACAUGCACGAUCUGAGGACCCAACUGGAGGACGCUAGUUCAGGCACUUGAAAGGAAAAAACUCUCUGGGGGUCCCUCGGUUUUAUUGGCAUUUGAAAACCAAGUAGAGUACUUACUCUGACAAAAACUGGGGGAAAUAAUAAUUGGAUUUUGCAAUGAGAGGUCAUGUGAUCUAACCAGAAAGGAGAGAAAAUGGCAAAUGACUUGAAUCCGCCUCCUAUCUUAUAUCAUUUUCAUUCUUAGAUUUUCUCCAAAGAGUCAAGGGGCACUUUGUCCUGUAUGGGUAUGGUGGGGUGGUGUGAGGACAGAGGGAGGGAUCUAGAUGGAUAGGGCUAAAUCAGGCAGUCAAUGGAUUACCGACCGCUUCUCUCAGGAUCCUAUUUAUUUCCCAAUCUGCUACGACAGUGACAUUGCAAUGUUGUUUUGAAGAGUUGCUCUCUUAAUUGGAGUGGCCACUUGAUAUGGAAAGGACGUUUGACUCUAUUACCUCCUACAGCACCAUAAGAAUCAUAACCUUUCAGACCAAAAAGUAGAGAAGAACAUAAUUGAUGUGAUGUACUUUAAUAACAUGACACCACGAGCACAAUGACAGCUCUUCUGAGGCUUGGUGCCUCUAUACAACUCGCUUUGAAACGAAUGUCCCCCUCUCCCCCCUUCCCUUUUCCCUGUUUUCUUUUGACAGUGUUUCUAUGUUAUUUCUCCAUCUUUCUCUCCAUUUUCACCAUGUUUUCCCUUCUCUGCUUUUUCUCACUUUGUUUCACUCACUCACUCUUUCUUUUUCUGUUAAAGCUGCAAUAUGUAACUUUUUGGGCAACCUGACCAAAUUCACAUAGAAAUGUGAGUUAUAGAUAUGUUAUUCUCAUCGAAAGCAAGCCUAAGAAGCAGUAGAUCUAUUCUAUGUGUGCUAUUUCUAUACUUCCCGUUCUUUAGUUUUUGCUUCUUUUACUUUCGGUUUUGUACAACAGCUUUAAACAGCUGAAAAUACAAUAUUUUUGGUUAUUGAAAAUAUAUUUCACAACAGUUUAGAUGGUACAAUGAUUCUCUAUACUAUGCAUUGCUUAUUUUGUCAAAAACUGAAAUUAGGUUAACUGUUGUUCAUUAUGCAGUGUUACAUGCAGCUCUAUCAAUACAUUCAAAUACUUAAACCUGCAGAAAGAGAUACUUGUAGAAACAGACUCGAGAGAGAGAAUUUUAACUACAGCAUAUAAACUCAUCAAAAAAAGAAAAGUCCUCUCACUAUCAACUGCGUUAAUUUUCAGCAAACUUAACAUGUGUAAAUAUUUGUAUG
Salvelinus namaycush (lake trout) is the source of this 2490-nucleotide messenger RNA. RefSeq names its product fidgetin-like protein 2. The record is from RefSeq and is a predicted model, not a curated record. The transcript has 2 exons. Lineage: Eukaryota; Metazoa; Chordata; Actinopteri; Salmoniformes; Salmonidae. The coding region runs from base 116 to 1240 and encodes 374 amino acids.